Molecule: messenger RNA, 489 nt
Organism: Sparassis crispa
Lineage: Eukaryota; Fungi; Basidiomycota; Agaricomycetes; Polyporales; Sparassidaceae
Product: 40S ribosomal protein S19-A
Exons: 3
Coding region: 1-489 (162 amino acids)
Biological process (GO): translation; ribosomal small subunit assembly
Cellular component (GO): ribosome; cytosolic small ribosomal subunit
Molecular function (GO): RNA binding; structural constituent of ribosome
Source: RefSeq, a predicted model, not a curated record
AUGCCGGGCGUACGAGACAUCAGCGCGGAAGCCUUCAUCACCGCUUACGCUUCCCACCUUAAGCGGUCAGGAAAGCUCGAGGUCCCUACAUGGGUUGACAUCGUAAAAACCGGCUCCUUCAAGGAGCUCGCGCCAUAUGACCCCGACUGGUACUACGUCCGCGCAGCUGCCGUAGCGCGACACAUAUACCUCCGCAAAGACGUCGGCAUCGGCGCACUCACGAAGUUGCACGGCGGGCGCAAUCGGCGCGGCAACCGGCCCUCGCACCAUGCGGACGGCUCUGCGUCUGUGCAGCGCAAGGUCUGCCAGUCGCUCGAGAAGAUUGGCGUGCUCGAGCAGUCGGACAACGGCGGCCGCCGCAUCAGCCAGGAUGGGCAGCGGGACCUAGACCGGAUUGCCACCGCCGUAGUGGAGGCAGCGCGGGACGAGGGUGAGGAGGAAGAGGAAGAGGAAGAGCACGCGGCGGCGGAAGAGGAGGAAGAAGAGUAG